This is a messenger RNA of Pseudozyma flocculosa PF-1, 486 nucleotides long. RefSeq lists its product as uncharacterized. Bases 1 to 486 code for a protein of 161 amino acids. The transcript has 2 exons. NCBI's taxonomy places the organism in Eukaryota, Fungi, Basidiomycota, Ustilaginomycetes, Ustilaginales, Ustilaginaceae. The record is from RefSeq and is a predicted model, not a curated record.
AUGUACAAGUCGCUCUUCUUCCUCUCGCUCGCCCUCCCCCUCCUCGUGGCGGGAGCGGCGGUGAAGCCCGCGGCACCCGUGUCGUACACGAUCGACAAGAGCUACAAGUGCAAGGGCCUGGGCGACGUCGACCUGGCGCACAAGGACGUCAAGGGCCCCGCGCUGCUCUGCUUCCGCCCCAAAAAGGCCGGCAAGCCGGUGCAGUGGAGCGUCGAGGCCAACGGCAAGACGCUCGCCGAAUCCAACGGUUGCGUUGCCGUCGACAUUGACAACCACUACCGCCAGGCUGGACCCGACGAGAGCAAGUGGACCGAUGCCCAGAUCUUUGGCUUCAUCAAUGAUGGAAAGAAGGGUUUCAAGGGCGGCAUCGACUUCAAGGUCGCCGGCAACAACAAGACGUGCAAGCUGGGCGAGUUCAAGAAGCCCAAGAAGGGCGCUUGGGUCGACACCGACAACAAGGUCCACAAGGGCCACCCCAAGAACUGA